Lepus europaeus (European hare) is the source of this 966-nucleotide messenger RNA. Its product is annotated as olfactory receptor 2G3-like. The record is from RefSeq and is a predicted model, not a curated record. Bases 1 to 966 code for a protein of 321 amino acids. Gene Ontology annotation, molecular function: G protein-coupled receptor activity; olfactory receptor activity. Gene Ontology annotation, cellular component: membrane. The transcript has a single exon. NCBI's taxonomy places the organism in Eukaryota, Metazoa, Chordata, Mammalia, Lagomorpha, Leporidae. Gene Ontology annotation, biological process: G protein-coupled receptor signaling pathway.
AUGGGAUGGGCCAAUGAGAGUGCCCUGGUGGGUUUCAUCCUCGUAGGCUUCUCGGAUCACCCUCGCCUGGAGGCCAUGCUUUUCGCAUUUGUCCUGUUCUUCUACUUGCUAACCCUUGUGGGGAACUUCACCAUCAUUGUCAUCUCCUACUUGGACCCCCCUCUGCAUACCCCGAUGUACUUCUUCCUCGGCAACCUCUCUGUCCUGGAUCUCUGCUUCACCAGCAGCCUUGCCCCUCAGACCUUAGUCAACCUGCGAGGAUCAGAGAAGACCAUCACUCACAGCGGCUGCGUGGUGCAGCUUUACGUUUCUCUGGCCCUGGGCUCCACCGAGUGCGUGCUCUUGGCAGUGAUGGCCUUGGAUCGCUACGUCGCUGUAUGCAGACCCCUGCACUAUGUUGUCAUCAUGAGCCCACGCAUGUGCCGGCAGCUGGCCUGUGUCUCCUGGCUCAGCGGCUUGGCCAAUGCCCUGGUCCACGCCACCCUUGCCUUGCAGUUGCCUCUCUGUGGCAGCCACAGGCUGGACCAUUUCAUCUGUGAAGUCCCAGCUCUCCUCAAGCUGGCCUGUGUGGACACCACCAUCAACGAGCUGGUGCUCUUAGGGGUCAGCGUCCCGUUCCUCAUACUCCCGCCAGCAUUCAUCCUCAUCUCCUAUGGCUUCAUCACCCGGGCUGUGCUGAGGAUCAGGUCAGUGGAGGUGAGGCACAAAGCCUUCAGCACAUGCUCCUCCCACCUGGUGGUGGUGGUCAUCUUCUAUGGCACCAUAAUCUACAUGUACCUGCAACCCAGCCACAGUUAUGCCCAGGACCAAGGCAAGUUCAUCUCUCUCUUCUACACCAUGGUCACCCCCACCUUGAAUCCCAUCAUCUACACCUUGAGGAACAAGGAUGUUAAAGAGGUACUAAAGAGAUUUUUUUCAGGACAGCUAUGCACCACAUGGAUGUGGUGCUCCAGGCACUUGUUGUGA